CCUCACGUUGGAUCCUGCUGAGACGAGAGGCUCUAUUCCAUCUCCUCCGUCUACUGAGAAUACCAUAGUUCUGUUUUUCUUCUCCCUCGAUAGUUUCUUUCCGUUGUUUCUUGGUUCAAACUAUUUGCCUCGUCUACUUGUCGACCGGUCCAGAACUGCGCCUUGGUUUUCGGGCCUUUUCUCCACCGAAAACCGUCAAGAUGUUGAAGUCAUUUCAAAUCAACGAUCUUCAUGGAUCGCCGUCCUCUUCGUCGGAGAAUAUCGAAGGGACAAGCAGUGAUGCUCUCCAAGACACUUUGUCCACUCGACGCCGUCGGGGAAUCGUCGCGGUCUCUGAAGCGCAGUAUAACGACAUAGCUACUUAUCAUCCCCGCGCUCGGCUGACCUACCUUGAUGACGAUGAUGGUGAACUUAUCACGGUUGGAUCAUCGCUCGAGCUUUCGCAACGUCUAGAUGAACCGGUCCCCGCCUCAGCCCAACAAUACUCACUCCCGCCACCCUCAGACCUCGAGCCGAUGCAUGUAUUCGAUAUCCGGCGCUCAAAUUCAAUCAUCGAGCUGUGGAAACAGUACGAAAACAACCCACACGGAGAGAGUGCCCCAGCUGCAAACCAUAUCAGUGCGGUAUCGCCAAACAGCGAACCGUCUCUUCCCAGUGUCGAGAAUGUCGGAGAGAAGACUCAAGGCGAUAAUGAAGCAGCUGGUCCUGCCGUGAGCCAUGAGGCUGAACCCCUCAUGGCUGCAUUUGAAGCCGAAAUGGCCAAGAUUCUCAGCUCUCCCGAGACGGUGAAUGAGAGCCCUGCUCAACAAGACACCGUUGUCCCUCCGACAGAGGAACAGACUAGGACGCCAGCCGAAAGGCUUCAAAUCCCCACCGACAGUUUCGUCAAUGCUGUGCAGAAUUUGGUCCAUGGCGCCGAAACGCUGAGCUCUGGGGUUAGAUCCAGACUGCCAGAGAUCGAGCGACAGCUCCAAAAUGCUCACAGAGCUCUUCCUCCAUGCCCGGUCGGAUCUUCUAUGCAAGUGGCGCUCACGGCCUUGGAUGGUCAAGUGAGGAACUUGGUCAGUGCAAUCAAUAACGCUUCGACUGCGGGGGGACAAAAUCCAGCAAACAUGUUUUCGAGAGAGCUACCGACCGCCGCAAAUACGGUCGAGAGUCUACGGAGCAUGGCAUCUGAACUUGGCCACAUGGGUCAUACUUUAUUCGAGGCAUUCGAAACCGAGCUUGGAUGCAACUCUCAAGAAUCUCAAAAUCAAGCGCCGUCUGCCGUGCCCGAUACGUCUACCACUGAUGCUGCAGGCCCAGCACAUGCGGAUGAUAAUAAUGCCCGCACGGAGACUGCAGCCAGCACCGCCAGUGCCAACCCCACAUCAGCACCUGCAGCUGCGAACUUGGAAAGCGAGAAGGGAACGACGAGUUCGGACAAGGCGGAGAUUUCGCCGGAGCCGGCACAUUCGCAAGACCUGGCAGACGCAGAGCCUGUUUCUCAACCUCUGGCUCAUACUGAUCGUAACCCAGUCCCUGAUAUACGAUCGGAUCAUCCAUCUUUCCCACCACAUCCACCACACCAUCUACCACCUCAUCCGCCGCACCAUCCUCCGCACCAUCCUCCUCACCAUCCGCCUCAUCAUCAUCUACCGCAUCAUCUACCGCAUCAUCCUCCACCGCCCCCUCCUUUCGCUCACCUCCAUUCUCAAUUUCCUUUUUUCCCUCCUCCUUCACGCCCUCCUUUUGCUCCUCCUUUCGCUGUCCAUCCCGGAAACGGCGGCGAGACUCGGGCCGGUCACUCCCACUCCACGCCCUCUUUUCUUGCUCCGGCUCCGUUCCCGCAUCGACACCCCGGGACAUGGCCUCUCGCUUUUGAAAGACCGAAUCCCUCGUCGCCCGAUCAAUCUGCAAAGACGGCCUUGUUCAUCGGCAACGUCGGGUACAACGUCAAUGAAAAAAUGAUCCGCGAUGUUUUUGCUGCAAAGGGAUUUCUGGUUGAUGUGCUCCUCCCGUUGGACUCGGUGACACGCAAGCAUGCAGGCUUUGGUUAUUUGCAUUUCCAUUCGGUCCAUGCAGCAAAGGCAGCACUGGAUGCCUUGCAGGGAUCCCUGAUUGACGGUCAUUCCAUCAAUCUCGAGUUCAGCGAUCCGUCGCCAAUCACGGCACUGAACACACCCAACGCGCCUCAGCAAUCGUCUGCUUCCCGCCAUGCGUCAGGUCCCUCGGAGCUUCAGGCCCCUCGAGGAAUGGAGCAGGCCUCAGCUGAGCGGCGGCGUUCUGCGAAAAGCGGCAAAUCAUUGCCCCUUAGUGUGGCAGAUAUGUGCUCUGUGAACGGCAGCGCCCGGAAUGAGUCCUCUAGCACGAAGGACUCGGACAGCUCGGAGCGACUCAACGCGCUUUAUCCCUCGCUUGUGCCCGAGAGCCCCUUGAAACGCUCUAGUACGAACGCUGGUACCUUGACGACUCCCGCGGCUCUAAUCCAACCAAUGGAAUGGGAGUCUCGUUUCCCUCCUGUCUCCCAACUCGAUGCCCAUUUCUUCGCCGAGCAACGUCGAGAGGGAGAUCCGUCUUCCAACUCGACGCCUCGAGCCGAGCCGACUGCUAAACAGGGACCUGUUGGUCGGUCUGUGUCUCCCAACGUGCCCGGCGCUUUCCCGGAAGCUCGGAGGCCAUCUGUGACGGCACCUGCUCCACCAGCAAAGUCUUGCGCGCCUCAGCAAACAAGCAAUCACAACACAAGCGCCGAAAUUCCUCACUCGCGCCGUUCGAAUACUAUGAGGGCGUCUCACCCAUCUCGGAGACACUCUGGCCCCCGGAAGUCUAUUUAUGAGGGACCAUGCUCCGAUCGAUCGUUGAGACGGCGAGCUACCGAGCGAUCUUCGCUUCGGUCGGGCUGGUCCUCGCAUCCCAACACUGGCAACAUCCAGCCAUCGAGUGGGCGCACUGCCCCAAGAGAGACCUCUCGAUUCGAUGCUAGACAGCGCAGUAUUGCGGACUGCGUUUCCACCUUGGCCAACUUAGGAUACGGAAGCUCCGAAGAAGGUGGUCUGCAGCGCAUUGGCGUAUAUGCAGCCGCCGCGGAUGGAAAGGUCUCUGAUGCGAUCGAUAUGAUUGAGGAGGAGCGUAAGGCGUAUGCGCAGCGACGUUAA
Messenger RNA from Aspergillus steynii IBT 23096, 3137 nucleotides. Its product is annotated as RNA recognition motif domain-containing protein. NCBI's taxonomy places the organism in Eukaryota, Fungi, Ascomycota, Eurotiomycetes, Eurotiales, Aspergillaceae. The record is from RefSeq and is a predicted model, not a curated record. Gene Ontology annotation, molecular function: RNA binding. Bases 201 to 3137 code for a protein of 978 amino acids. The transcript is spliced from 3 exons.